Messenger RNA from Ostrea edulis (European flat oyster), 2176 nucleotides. Its product is annotated as CD151 antigen-like. The coding region runs from base 121 to 951 and encodes 276 amino acids. The record is from RefSeq and is a predicted model, not a curated record. The transcript has 7 exons. Lineage: Eukaryota; Metazoa; Mollusca; Bivalvia; Ostreida; Ostreidae. Gene Ontology annotation, cellular component: membrane.
UAGAGGCGUGUCUAUUGUGAAAUGACGUAGAAGAAUUCACGUGAAGUUUACUGUAUUGAGUGAAUAUAAUACUUCAGGUGAGCUUCAGUGUUGACAUACGAAAACAAACUACAGUUAAACAUGGGUUGUGGAUCCGCAAUUGGAAAAGCAUUUCUUGUGACAGUGAAUACUAUAUUCACGAUUCUAGGCCUUGUGUUGCUGAUCAUAGGAUGCAUAGUCAAAUUCAAUAAAGAGCUUGUGACGAAAUAUGCCGACGAACUUUUCAAGGUCAUAAAGCUUGAAUCCGCGAACCUUAAUCUUGACGAACUUCUGUCAUCAUCAGCCGUCGUCUUCAUCAUCGUAGGUGUCGUCAUUCUCAUCGUUGGAGUCCUUGGAUGUCUUGGAGCCUGCUGCGGAUGGAGAGCAUUCCUUGUCAUCUAUGCUAUCAUCGUGUUCCUGGUUCUUAUUGCUGAAAUUGCCGGAGUAGUGCUGGCGGCUUUCAUGAAAAAGGACGUUGAAAAAGUAGUGAAGGACGGUUUAAAGAAAUCAAUUACUGAAUUUUAUAAAGGUGAUGAGUUUCAGGAGCCUGUUACGCUAGCCUGGAAUAGCAUAUUUAUUGAGUUUGAUUGUUGUGGAGUGGAUAAUUACAUGGACUUUGACAACGCCACCAACUGGAAUAAAACAUUCAAAGGACAACCUUUAAAUCUUGUGACUCCCGUUAGCUGUUGUAACACAAUUACAGGCGAAUUUCCAGCCCUAAACUACCCCACCAGUACAAACUGUGCUACAAACCCACAAGAUGCUGAUAGCAACUGGAAAAAGGGAUGUUAUUCAGCCAUUGAAGACUUCAUUAACAAGUACAGCAACAUAUUCAUAGGCAUUGGAGCCGUGGUAGCUGUAUUUGAGAUUCUGUGUAUUGUUUUCGCCAUCUGCGUGUGUAGGAGUGUGGAGGAAGGAGAGAAAAUGGUGUAGCUGUCGAUAACCUAGGGGACCCUGGUUAGGGGAGAUCACUGCUGAUGGAACUGUAACUCUACAAUGCAUAACCAAAGUGUUUUAACUGAGUUCUCCCAUGAUACCACCUGCUACGUACAUUCUGUGUAAAGGACAAUCUUAUCAAUUGUAUUGUAGAUUUCAUAGACAGUAGUAGCUUACAUAUGCAUAGAAAAUUUGCAUAGUAUUAAUAAGUCCAUGCUUUAAAAUAGUGAUUGUUCAACGUUUCCCUAUAUAUUUUAAGAUUAGAUCUGCGGGGAAAAUUGAAAUAACCGGUGCUUCUAUGAGCCUGUGGCUUAUUCAUAAUCUCAUAUUUGGGGUGAGGGGUGGAGGGGCGGAUUUAAGAACUUUCAAAAUGUGUUUACACUUCAUAUCGCCAUUUUCAGGCUGUACAUAUCAGUCUUUGUAUAUAUAUAUAUAUAUUUCCAUUUAUCAUUAGAAAUCUGCGUAUGACGUCUAAAUUUCCGUUUGCCAGAUACGGAAAUUUGCCGAUCGUAGACAAUGUUUCAUGUAAUCACAAGAUUGAAUUACCAUAAAUCCAGAUAGAUUAAGAUUUACGUUGGGAAAGUUGUUCAGAAAAUAUUUUUUGUAUUAAGGUAGCUCUCUCUCAUGUGACUGCUUUAUUGUGGGUUCAAACUAGAAAAAAUGAAAUAAUUUCCACUAAAUAUAGAUUAAUUUAAUUAAUAACCAAAGAAAAUGUAUAUGUUUCUUUUUAAAGAUUUCAGACAUACUUAUCAAUAUCAGAAAAACGCAAUAUUUCAUUAAACAGCAUAAUAAAAACUGGUUAAAAUGCCAAAAAUUUUGACAGUUUCAAAAAGACUACUACUUUAUAAUGUAUAUACAUUAAUUGUGGAUAUCUAGGAAAUCUUUUUAUAAUAGACAUACAAUGGAGAAAAUACCAGCAUGGGAGUUAUUGCCCUUGAUAAUGUUUUAAAAUAUCUAUAUUAAUUCCUACAAAAGAUAUAUUUAUAACAUGGACAAAGUUUAAUGAAUUAAAUAUUUUUGCAAAACGCCUAUAACGUCAUAUGAGGAUAGUUACCUUAAGACAUUUGUGAAAUAUAUAAAAUUCAUUCAUAAGGCACAAUCACGUUCACUUAGUCUGUUUUCUGUUGCUUUUAGUGAAAUCCAAAUGUUUUACACAUGCAAUUAAUUUCGAUGUAUUUUUUCUGUUCAUAUAUUUUAAUAAGCUAGUAAAAUAUAGUUUGUG